Notolabrus celidotus (New Zealand spotty) is the source of this 4418-nucleotide messenger RNA. RefSeq names its product ubiquitin specific peptidase 37 (gene usp37). The record is from RefSeq and is a predicted model, not a curated record. Gene Ontology annotation, biological process: protein deubiquitination; G1/S transition of mitotic cell cycle. Gene Ontology annotation, cellular component: cytosol; nucleus. The coding region runs from base 315 to 3182 and encodes 955 amino acids. NCBI's taxonomy places the organism in Eukaryota, Metazoa, Chordata, Actinopteri, Labriformes, Labridae. The transcript is spliced from 24 exons. Gene Ontology annotation, molecular function: cysteine-type endopeptidase activity; cysteine-type deubiquitinase activity.
AUCCCUACAACCGAAACACCAAUACGUGAAAUAUCGCGAGAAGACGCUCGGGCGCACUCUCGGUGAUCAUUUCCGGUGUAAAUGUUCACAUUCCCGCCAUCAUCUUCGCGCAGAGCUGCGAGGCGUCGUGCGGGUCCACUGUCAACAACAGACAGGGAGCAGGUGAAUGCCGGCUAAACUACCUUUCUGCCCUCGGAGGACCUACGAGAACGACAUUGUUAUUUCAAAGUGUGACUAAGAGCACAUUCCAUCCACAGGAUUUGUUUCAUCACAAGUCCAAGCCUCCUCUAAGUGCACCAACUGGAUCAUAAGCCAUGGCAGCCGUAGUGCCCAAAGUGUCCAGCGGGGGCGCUGUGAAGAUGCGCUUCACGAGCAUCGAGCUGGGCACCACCAGGUGGAAAGAGGGAACCUUUGAGAUCUCAGAAAAGGACAACAAAAUCAACCUCUGCCUUAGAUUCAACUGUGGAGGAGCCUCCAAAGUAUUUCAGUUGUAUCAGAAUGUGAAGAACAUCAGCCAUAGUUUGAACCGAAUCACACUGACGCUGAAGGACACCAGUGUCAUCGUCCUGGAUAAGAUGCCCACAACUCUGGCUCAGAGGACUAAAGAGUACCUGGAAAAGCUGAAGCAGGGAAAGACAAUUUUAAAAUCGUCCCACGGAAGUGCAAACUUCAGUGUGCUUGUGAACCGCUCUCUGAAAAAUGAGACCAGUCCGUCAGGGGAGAGACAGGCAACACAGAGGCGGCAGAGUGCAGAAGGCCGGGAGGAGACGACACCACGAAAGCCUCUGGGUAGCCCAAGUAGAGCUGCCUCUACACCCACCCGUACUGGACUCUCUGAGAACAGGAGUGAGAAGAGAAAGAGACUUCUGAACUCUGAAAGUGACCUGACUGAGGACUACCCCAAGGAAAAUGACUCCUCAAGCAACAACAAGGCCACUUCAGAUCCAUCCAGGAAGUUUCUACUGAGCUGCAAAGACAAGCUGAAGCAGGCCGAGGAGAACCGAGGCCCAGCUCCACUGGGUUCAACCCCACUUCAGCCAACAUCCUUCUAUGGCAGCCGAUCUGGGACUAAAGACUACAGCCAGAGCCAUUCCUUCCUGGACCGACCAUCCAGUACAGCACAAACCACCAAGAGAAGCCUUAUGCUGCCAAAUCACUCCACCCCCUUCAAAAAGGUCCGGCCCUCCCUGGACUACGGAGGCUGGAACAAGCAGAGGCCUUCCACUUUGGCUCAGCCUCAGCCUCCACUGCAAGGAUUUUCCAACCUUGGGAACACUUGCUACAUGAACGCCAUCCUGCAGUCUCUCUUUAGCCUUCCCUCCUUCUCCAAUGACAUGCUGAGGCAGAGCAUCCCAUGGAAGAAAGUGCCCAUCAAUGCAUUGCUCAGGCGUUUUGCUCACCUCAUGGUCAAGAAGGAUGUGGGUUGUCCAGAGACCAAGAAGGACCUCUUGAGGAAAGUGAAGAGUGCCAUCUCCUCCACAGCUGAGCGUUUCUCUGGAAACAUGCAGAAUGAUGCUCAUGAGUUCCUGAGCCAGUGUUUGGACCAAUUAAAAGACGACGUGGAGAAAAUGAACAAGAGCUGGACAAAUGAAGCUGCUGCAUCCUCAUCGUCCUCUGUGGGAUGUGAGAGCAGCCCAGAGACGACGCCAUCGGCGACCAAGACAGAGCCUGGCGAGGAGGCUGACGUCACCCGCAUCUACACCUGCCCUGUGGCGGUCAACAUGGAGUUUGAAGUGCAGCACACCAUCAUCUGUAAAUGUUGUGGCGAGGUGGUGACCAAGCGUGAGCAGUUUAAUGACUUGUCCAUUGACCUACCACGGCGGAAGAAAACUCUCCCGCUUCGCUCCAUCCAGGACUCUCUGGACCUCUUUUUCAGGAUGGAGGAAAUCGAGUACUCGUGUGAGAAGUGCAAUGGGAAAGCAGCGACUGUUACACAUAAAUUCAGCAAACUGCCCAGAGUGCUCAUCCUCCAUCUGAAACGGUACAGCUUUAACGCUCAGCUGUCCAUGAACAGCAAGCUGGGUCAACAGGUGGUGAUUCCCAGAUACCUGACUUUGCUGUCCCACUGCUCUGAAGCCACGCGGCCCCCCGUUUGCCUCGGCUGGAGCCCUCAGAACUCCAUAUCCAGAACACUCAAAACAUCACCAUUGGUCAACUCCUCUUCAGCACCUCUCCGAAGGAUUGGAGGGAAAGUGGCCAACUCUAGCUGCACCACUGUCCUUAUUGAUUCUGACUGUGAAGAAGAGCUGAGUAGAAAGGUGAACCAGAGCCGCAAGCGACGCCUCAGCAGCUGUCUCCCUGAGGAUGAUGACCGACCAGAAGAGCGGGCCCCUCUUGAUGCAGCAGACUUUGGAGGCAUUAAUGAUGAUGAAAUGCUGGCAGCCGUGCUGGAGAUGAGUCGACAGGAGGCCGGGCUCUCAGCUAGUGCACCGCUGGAGGAUGAGCCAACCAGCAGCCCGGACACAGGCUUUGGGGACACUGAUACUCACGACCUGGCAUAUCACACAGAGCUGCUGGAAACGGACAACAAACAGCCUACAGAUGUUCUGGAUUCCCUGGACCUGACUAUGGAUGAGAACAAAGAGAACCAGACUCCAGAGGGCGUCCAGCAGCAGGGGGAACUCGACUGGGUUCAGCAGUACAGUCUGGACCAGGAGAGGGAAGAGCAGGAGCUGCAGCAGGCUCUGGCCCAGAGUCUUCAGGAACAUGAGGCCCAGGAGAUGAGAGAGGAUGAUGAUCUGAAGAGAGCCACUGAGCUCAGUUUGCAAGAGUUCAACAACUCUCUUCCUGAGCUGCUGUGCUCGGACGAGGAUUCUGGUAAUGAGGACGUGCUGGACAUGGAGUACACUGAGGCUGAGGCCGAGAGCCUGAAGAGGAACGCUGAGAGUGGAGACUUGGCCAACUCCUUCAGACUCAUCAGUGUGGUCAGUCACAUCGGGAGCAGCUCCUCCUCUGGUCAUUACAUCACUGAUGUGUACGACAUGAAGAAGCAGUCAUGGCUGACCUACAAUGACCUGGAUGUGUCACGCACACAGGAAGCAGCCGUCCGGCGAGAUCGUGACCGUAGUGGAUACAUCUUCUUCUACAUGCACAAGGACAUGUUUGAGCAGCUGUCCGAGAUGGAGAGAUCUGGAUCCAGCACCACUUCAGAGGCAGGAAGAAACGUCCUGCAGCCGCUCUGAGUGCUUCUUCUUCAUUGGACAGCCAGUGAAGCAUUACAGCUGAACCCUACUGGAUGGAGUUCUCCUUUGAACAGCCUUGAGUACUACUGAUUGCCGUCCUUUUUUGGGGUCGUCUUCAGGCUCUUCUUCUUCUCAUCUCUGGAUGAAUAAAUGCUCUGCUAAGUUGACACCUGAAAACGCUAACACUGGUGUUGAAACUUUGAGACUCUUAAGAUACCAGAAAUGCAGUUAAAAUGUUCAGUGGAUCAAAACGGGCCUCCGUGUUUUCGGGGCCGGAGUUUUUCUUUGCUAUGAUUUUAUCAAACUGUUUUGUACGUUUUUUUCUUCGUUUCUUGAUACACUUCUUUCGACUUUAAUGCCGCUCUUUCAGACUUUCACUUCAAGCAACUAUCAAACACCACGAUGCUAACGGUGCUUCAUGGAUUGUAUGUGUUACAGACCCUUUAUUUCCCAUAUAAACAUAAUAAAGAUAUAUUCUAUGUUGGAGUAUAAACUAUUAUAAAGUUAGAGGGUUGCUGUAUUUAGCGGGUACAUUUGGUGCAAUAUUUCCGUUUUCAGAUCCGCUUUCUGUCACAGAGCGUGUGUGUGUGUGUAUGUGUGUAUGCGUGUAUGCGUGUGUGUAUGUUUGCCCAGUUGCUUUCUGUGCUUUACUUAUGAACUUAUGCGUAUGUGUGUGGUUGUCUCCAUAUUCUAGAUUCAAAAGAACUAUUAUCUGUAAGCUGAACAAUAACAAAGCCUGUUUUCACUCAGCAAAGCCCACUCCAUUCUUUUGGGGUUUUGACCUUGUGCCUCCCAAGAAGACUUUUAUAAAUACUGUAUGUACACAAGCUUUACUUUGAAUGUUGCACAACCUUGUUUUGGGAUGUUUGUUAAACCUUCAACAAUGUGUAAGUCAGAGUUUCCUUUAUAAAGAGCCAAGAGUUUCUAUUUAUUACAACACAGUGGUGGAUUUAUCUUAAAGAACUCAUCCAGAUUCACCACGGAGAAUAGAAGUCAUAAAAACUAGACCAGGAGGAAGCUAGCUGUAGUGUCAUGUCUUCUAUGUUGUUAUUCUUAAGGCCAGUAUCCAGAACUUAGACCUCAGCUAACCUUGUUCAGCUACUUUCUAUCAGAUGUGCUUGCUUAGAGAAUAAAGCAAAUGGAAGUAUUCUGAUUUUCCUGUACUAGAUCUAACACUUAACACUGGUUGUACUCUUCUUUUGUUACCAUGUACAAAUUAAACCACACUUCAGUACA